AUGUUCCUGUUAAUCGACUAUUAUGCCUCUGCUGCUGAAGAUCUUCAUACCAAAGCUGGACUUUAUUCUUAUGAAGAUUCUUGCGAAAAGAAGAUUUUAGGAAUUACUGUUGAGACAGCUUUGGAACGAGAAUCGUAUUUGUCCAAGCCUCCUUUCGACGUAGUCAAAGCACACCAUUAUAUUUCCGACAUGCGUAAAGAUGGCUUGAUGGCCACAUAUGGAAUCAUCAAGAAGGGCGAUGAGAUUCUUCAGGUAGUUAAUUCAAGAGUAAAAAAGCUUUUACAAAAUACUUUAGGUAACGAAAUUGCAGUGAUAAUAUUUAUGAUCUUAUGA
Messenger RNA from Protopolystoma xenopodis, 333 nucleotides. NCBI's taxonomy places the organism in Eukaryota, Metazoa, Platyhelminthes, Monogenea, Polystomatidea, Polystomatidae. The record is from the annotation of a GenBank genome assembly.